This is a messenger RNA of Marchantia polymorpha subsp. ruderalis, 2104 nucleotides long. Lineage: Eukaryota; Viridiplantae; Streptophyta; Marchantiopsida; Marchantiales; Marchantiaceae. The record is from the annotation of a GenBank genome assembly.
UUGUUCUAAGUGAGCAAAACAAUGGGAACAGUUCCCGUGCAUGAAAUUAGAUGGAAAAAGUGGCAAGCAGGAGACUAAGGAAGGGUGGUAGGCAACAAUCAGCAUCGUGUUGGCGCAAUUCAUAUUGAUUGCCGUCGAGCAGAUUAUAAUAAAGCUGGAAAAAGCACUUACACAUCACUAUUGUCUCUACUGUGUCCAGCAGGAUGCACAUUUUCCGACUGCUUCUGAUAACACUCACCUUUUCAGGAUAGACCAAUUUCUUUGAGAAAUUGCAUUGUCAGAGAUAAAGAAACGGAAGACAGAGAGAGUGACUUCAUUAGCAGUUUUCUCAGAGAGAGAGAGAGCAUUCCUCGACAUUGCAAGAUUUUGGCGUUGUUUCGAUAGACGAUUGCCCGGAGAAGCACAAGAGCGAGAUACUGCAUAAGCUGACGGAAGAGAGUUUCUUCAGUGUGUAAAGGAGGACUGUUUUCAACCAUGGCGUCCUCUAAAAACAAGGCCUUACUUGAAGCUCGUAAAGAUUUGCCCAAUGUUUGGCAUUCCCCACUUAUGUACACAUUGUGCGAUUCUCCUCUUUGGAGUUCAGCUUUUCCCCACAAGCUGUGUCAAGUGGGAUAGGCCAGCUUGAUCUAUCAAGCCGACAUUUGAUGUGAAUUGACUACGAUGGUGCAAUUCUUUUUCCUAUCCUGCACGAGCACGGAAAGGGGUUGGAAGGGAGUGGGUGCCGUUGCGAAAAAGUAGCCUUUAUGAUGAGGGAGGCAUUACUCUAGCCAUGUGCGAUCACAAUAUCUCAGAGAUGAAGUCGGUUCUGAACGCGUUUGGAUGUGUGGGCUUGGCAUGUCUUCGACAGAUUGCUGCUACAGUGUUUUAUGCCCUUAUUGUGCAGCGUAUCAGCUGCGUGGUCGAGCUUUACACGGAGACUGGUCUAGGUUCACAUGCUGUCAGGGUUCCAUGCCCUGUAGUGGUUCGUGCGGCGAAUCUAAAUGUCCAAAGUUUUGCGCAGUGACUGAGGUUUGCUGUUGCUUCACUUUAUCUGUAGCUACUACACGAUUCAUGUUACAGGAUGAACUUCGGAUUCAAAACACAAAAUGCGAUAACUGCAUAAUUGGAACGAUGUUCGUCUUGCAGUAUCUUAAUUGCAUAUGCUCGAUAGUUGCGUGCUUGACAGAUAUACCUCUCAUUGAUGAAGCAGCCCUUAUCACAGACAGAGUAGCAGAUAUUGCAUACUGCAGCGUAUGUGCAUGUAUGCAGACUCAGCACAAAAUGGAGAUGGAUAAAAGGGAUGGACUUAUCGAGCCCCGGGAUGGGACAGUUGUACGAGCUCCUCCAACUCAACAUAUGAUGAAGUAACUAAGCUCUGAUGGCUUCGGCUGUGCUGGCACCCUUUGUAAAUUUCAGGUCAAGGACUUUUGCUCAGGUUGGUGCGAUUUCUGCGCAUCUUUUGCUUUCAUGGGAUCACUGAAAUUAGUUCUUCGAAUCAGCAAACGUAAACCUCCAACUACUCCAACUGUUGGAGCUCUGAAAGGCAAGCUGAGUUAACACUUCGGGGAAAAUCUCUGCCAGUUCAGAGGAGCGAAGUGACAUUCGCUUGCAUUGGUUUAGGUUCUGUCAGCUAAUCUGACUUAAGCAUACUUUCAGAGGGUGCUGACCAUUUUUCAUUGCAUUUUUCAUUGUAUGUGUGUAUUAUGAAACCUACCUUGGAUAUUGUAUAUCAAAUCCUAUGCAGUCAUUGUAUCUGGAUCUCAGGCAAGUGAAGUUUGAAUUCAGUGUACAAGUGCAUUGAACUCUUCAAAAUACAACUACAAACUGAUCUAUUAUGGACAAUGUGCCCGAUAAAAGGGUUUUCAGAACGACUCUUUUGUGAUCUUGAAUCAGAACGUAUAGCAUUAUAUGAGGCAAAGUUGUAUCCAAAGGCAUUGAUGACAGAUCUUAGGACUAAGUUAACACCGGCUCUUGGGGUAUCCGAAGAACUGUCAAUAUUACUGACACAGAACACUACAGUUGCUUUUAUCAAGAACAUUCUACUCAAUCUUGGUAAAGGUUCUUGGGGGGCACUGUCACAAUCUGUAUGGUAGUUGGAGAAGCAUAUUGCGAGGUGGAAUCCUGG